This is a messenger RNA of Bombyx mori (domestic silkworm), 2092 nucleotides long. RefSeq lists its product as uncharacterized. The transcript is spliced from 8 exons. Gene Ontology annotation, cellular component: neuron projection membrane. The coding region runs from base 289 to 1161 and encodes 290 amino acids. NCBI's taxonomy places the organism in Eukaryota, Metazoa, Arthropoda, Insecta, Lepidoptera, Bombycidae. The record is from RefSeq and is a predicted model, not a curated record. Gene Ontology annotation, biological process: synapse organization.
UUAGGACUUGGAGUGAAAAUGUCGGGGUGGGGGCAGAUACCUGAUCGCCGCGCGGAGGGAUGCACGUUGCCUCUUGACCGAUUCCUAUCGCGGAGUGAAAAGCGGUGCAGUAAAAAUUAAGUGAAGUUUACGAACGCAAUUACAAUAUUAUGUGUAAGUGAAACAGAGAGGAGUAUAGUGAAAAUUUGUGCGUGUUUUUUUUAAAGAAUUAAAAAAAAAAAAAGUUUUAUUAUGGUGAUUACAAAUAUGCGCGUUGAAAAGUGAUCGGGUCUUGAUUCCUCGACAGCGAUGUCUGUGGAGAGCCAACAGUGCCUGUGCUUCGUGGUUCUACUUAUCCACACAGUCAUAGGUGCUGGGGAAGGUCCAACAUCGACAACAGCAACAACCACCAGGAUCGAACAGAACGAGCUAACAGUCUCCUUCCCGCCGCUAGAAGACUUAUAUAACAGCACGCCUGAGAAGCACUUCGCGACAGAGAAUAAUACGGUUGUGACAUCACAGACCGGUUCCACGGCACUGCUGCCCUGUGUUAUCAGAAACAUUGGUGAUGGAAUUGUGUCGUGGAUCAGAAGAAAAGACUACCAUCUACUGACCGUCGGCUUGACAACAUACAGCUCAGACCAGAGAUUCCAAGCGAUACACCUACAGCACUCUGAGGACUGGACGCUGAAGGUUCGCUUCGUACAAAAAAGGGAUGCAGGGGUUUACGAGUGUCAAGUGUCAUCUCAUCCGCCAACAAGUAUCUUCUUGCGUCUCGAUGUUGUUGAGGCAAGAGCGCAGAUCUCGGGACCAACUGAAAAGUAUCUGAAGCCGGGAUCGACUCUGCGGCUCCAAUGUUCCGUUGUCCAAACCACAGAGGCGCCCGCUUUCGUCUUUUGGUACCACAACAGCAGAAUGAUAAACUAUGACGCGGAGAGGGGCAUCAACGUGACCACGGAUCCUGCUCAGCGCCUCUCAGAUCUGCUGAUUCCGGCUGCCAGUGCCUCUCACGCUGGCAACUACACCUGCGUACCGAACAACGCGGUACCAGCGAGCAUAUACGUCCAUAUCUUUAACGGUGAAAAUCCGGCGGCAAUGCAGUCAUCAUCACCGAGCCCCUUCGGAUUCGAAAUCCAAAGUUGCUUAUUUCUAACAGUAACCCGCUUUAUUAUACAGCGGUGACAAUCAUUACCGUAACAGCCUAGAUUAUCGUUAAACUAAAAUAUAUUUUAUAUGUUAGCCGAGAGGGACUGUUUUAGCGUGGAUCGAAGUCAUUCUGGCUGUGAUUGUCAAAGUUCAGAACGUUUGUACAUUAAUCGGGUAUUUGUACUCUCGACAUUAGACGCAUAAGGUCGUAUUUUACUUUUCUCUUAUAAAAAAACAGGCUUAAAUGAUUUCGUGUUUUUGUCAUAUUUAAACUGACACUAUAAUCGUUUUUAUUUUUAUUGCUUAGAUGGGUGGACGAGCUCACAGCCCACCUGGUGUUAAGUGGUUACUGGAGCCCAUAGAAAUCUACUACGUAAAUGCGCCACCCACCUUGAGCUACAACGGCUACCCCACCCUUCAAACCCUUCACGGCAGAAAUAGACGGGGUGGUGGUACCUACCCGUGUGGACUCAUAAGAUGUCCUAUUACUAGUAAACGUCAGAUAAAUUGUUAAAAUAACAAGAAAUUGAUAUUAUGAAUAAACGACCUAAUGUCUCUGAGAUCGAGAGAACAAAUUAGUGUUAACCUAUGAUAAAAUAGUAGAUUUGUAUAUAUUUAGUAGCAGAAUGAAAUAUGGCAAGCUAUGAUCUAUGUCCCGUUGUUUAUAUCGUUGAUUGGCGAUAGAAUUUUAAGCUCACCCAGUCGGUACGACCGUCCUGUUAAUUCCAACCAAGAAGCAUCAUAGGCUUGAAGAACCGAGAAGCAACUUCUUCAAAGCAGACCACGAGCUCAUCAGUUCAGUAAAAAUAAAAAAAAAGAUGUGUGGUGUAGCGGGACACCGGAUAGGAACGAAGUUCCUUAUUUUAAAAAUAUUAAUUUUAAGUUCUAUUCGAGGUAUAAAGAAAAUAAAACUGGAGGUUUCGCAACAACCCACGGUCAUUCGGUAACGUGCGAACUUAUUGUGGUA